Zerene cesonia (dogface butterfly) is the source of this 2499-nucleotide messenger RNA. RefSeq names its product septin-1 (gene Septin1). Gene Ontology annotation, molecular function: GTPase activity; molecular adaptor activity; GTP binding. Gene Ontology annotation, cellular component: microtubule cytoskeleton; cell division site; septin ring. The transcript has 11 exons. The coding region runs from base 183 to 1310 and encodes 375 amino acids. Gene Ontology annotation, biological process: cell division; cytoskeleton-dependent cytokinesis; regulation of exocytosis. Lineage: Eukaryota; Metazoa; Arthropoda; Insecta; Lepidoptera; Pieridae. The record is from RefSeq and is a predicted model, not a curated record.
CACUGUCAUUUAUAAAAUUCAGUUCACGAUUCACAAAUCACAGAUUUGCAGCUUGAGCUAGCAUUCUGUUGUUUGUAAGUGAUUUUGCUGUGAAAUCAAAAGGUUUAGUAAAUUAUUGGAUAGAUUGGAAAAAAGUUGUGUAUUAUAGAAAGUAGAAAACUACAAUAAAUACAUUAAAAAGUAUGUCGAGUGAUACAGCAAAGAAUUUCUCUAACUUAGAAACCCCAGGAUAUGUUGGGUUUGCAAAUUUACCCAACCAAGUGCAUAGGAAGUCAGUUAAAAAGGGUUUUGAAUUCACCCUCAUGGUAGUGGGAGAAAGUGGUCUGGGGAAAUCCACUCUAGUCAACUCACUGUUUUUGACUGACUUGUAUCCAGAAAGAGUUAUCCCAGAUGCAACAGAAAAGUUAAACCAGACCGUGAAGCUAGAUGCAUCUACAGUUGAGAUUGAAGAGAGGGGCGUGAAAUUGCGCUUGACUGUCGUCGAUACUCCUGGAUAUGGAGAUGCCAUUGACAACACUGACUGUUUUAAGUCGAUUAUACAAUACAUUGACGAGCAAUUUGAGAGAUUCCUGCGUGACGAGAGCGGCCUCAACCGGCGGAACAUCGUCGACAAUAGGAUUCACUGCUGCUUUUACUUCAUAUCUCCCUUUGGACAUGGUCUGAAGCCGUUGGAUAUUGAAUUCAUGAAGCAAUUGCAUAAUAAAGUAAACAUCGUACCAGUCAUCGCCAAAGCUGAUUGUCUCACUAAAAAAGAAGUGCAGAGACUCAAGUCAAGGGUUAUGGAAGAAAUAGAGAGAGAAGGUAUCAAAAUCUACCCACUGCCAGACUGUGACAGUGAUGAGGAUGAAGAUUAUAAAGAACAAGUGCGGCAGCUGAAGGCGGCGGUGCCGUUCGCGGUGUGCGGCGCGGGGCAGCAGCUGGAGGUGCGCGGGCGGCGCGUGCGCGGCCGCCUCUACCCGUGGGGCGUCGUCGAGGUCGAGAACCCGGACCACUGCGACUUCAUCAAGCUGCGGACCAUGCUCAUCACUCACAUGCAAGACUUGCAAGAGGUGACACAAGAGGUGCACUACGAGAACUAUCGCUCCGAGAGGCUCGCUAGAAACGGACAAGUGCCUAAACGACACACAUCUACGGAGAGCGGCCUGAGCGAGGAUUCUAACGGCCUGGCCAAUGGCGCAAAUGAGGAUUCAUCUGAACGCGAGAAAGUACUUCGCGAAAAGGAGGCCGAACUGCGCCGCAUGCAGGAGAUGCUGGAGCAGAUGCAGCGGCAGAUGCAGCUGCAGGCCGCCGCCAACACCACAUCCGCAUAGUGCUUGCUUCACGCACAGUUGGAUAACAGCACGGCGGUCCAACUGCUCGAUUCGUGUGACGUCGUCAAUUCAAUACUACGCGCCAUCCCGUACUGCGUAACUUCCACUUAAACAGAGAUUAAUAUAGAAAUUGUUCUAGAAACUUCGUUGUCUAAGAUACGAAUAACAUAAAUGUUAUAAAAAUAGGUUCCUGAUAGAAACAUUUAUGCACAGUUGUGUUUAUUUCCGUAUUCAUAAAUGUAUUAUUUUACAUAUUUUAAUUAUAAUUAUAUUAUAAAACGACAAUGCAUAGUAUGAUCUUAUAAUCUAUAUUUAGUAUUAAUUAUGUUAAUGGAGAAUUAUUUUAUUCUACAUAGUUCUAAGGGCACGCAAUUUGUUUUGUAAUGCAAUGUUUGUCGAGUGUUAAAUUUAUAAGAACUUGGACUUUGACAUUAAUUCCUGAAAUUGAGACUUUGUUCAUAGAAAUAAUUUUAGAUAGAGAAUAUAGUUUUGGACCGGUGAAUUUUUGCUGCUGUUAUGUGUGUAAAUGCCUACUUCAAAUAAUAUAUAUCUACCUUUUCAGAAAUCAAACUUAUAUAACUGCAACUCAUAUGUCAAAAUAUAGAUAAUGUCAUUUUUUUUUAGUUUAUGUCACACAAUGGCAGCAAUUAUUUACCUUCCUCUAUGAUUUACCAGGAACUAGCAGAUAAUUAGCACAAUCGCUAAUCGCAUAAUAAAAUCAUUGUGACUCGCUUUUCGCAAAACUAACUAGUAAUAGAUAUAAUAUUGCUAUAUCUGUAUUAUCCUUGAAUAUGUGAAGCACUCGUGAUAAUUCUCAUUUAAUUAAGUAGUUUUUCUCAUUUUUUUUGUGCCAUCUGUUCUGAAACUUAUCAGUAUCAUGACAUUUUUAUAUUAUAGUUUAUAUCUUACUUAUAAAAUUAUUCGAAUUACAAGUAUUAUUUUCAUUUUUUUGUCUGACGAUAAAGUAAUCUCGUUGAGUGUGAAUAAUAGAAGAAAAUUCUAAGUCUGAAAUAAAUUACGUGUUAAAUUAGUAUUCUGAAUUCAAUAGGAUUUUAGAAAGUGUUAUAAUAGUACUUAAAAUGUAGAGAAAUAAUAUUAAAGCAUAGAAUACGGCAUUUUCUGAUUUUCCAACUUGUCUUCAAUUUGAUAACCGUAUUGUCAUAUUCCUCCUAAUAAAAUUUACUCGUUA